Daldinia caldariorum is the source of this 1180-nucleotide messenger RNA. RefSeq lists its product as uncharacterized. The coding region runs from base 326 to 985 and encodes 219 amino acids. The record is from RefSeq and is a predicted model, not a curated record. Lineage: Eukaryota; Fungi; Ascomycota; Sordariomycetes; Xylariales; Hypoxylaceae. The transcript has 5 exons.
ACUGCGGUAUUUUCCUUUACAUGCCUGCCUAUUUUUAUAACCGGUCCGAUAUCUCCCUUUGCACCCCGAAGGCGAGUAGAAUAUCACAUUUAAGCGCGUAGUAAAUAAAAAAGUUGACGAAUUCGGAAACUGACCUGGUGGAAGUAAAGAUCUAGAUCGUGGUCUAGUUAUAUAUUGAUACCUGGGUAUCUAUAAAUGUUGUCUUUUAUCCGGAAACUUUAAAUGCCUUAGGCAUCUACCUAUGAUUCGAUUUCCUCGGCCUCUCGUGGUGCAAUAAACGCCUGCAAAUUACACUUAGUACUCUUGCGCAUACACCAGCUACGAAAUGUUGUUAACGGUCCUGCUCGUGUCAUUCCUUGCCUUUGCUGGGCACGCGUCGGCCGCGACGUGGUACUUCCUCCGGUAUUACCCGGCGUCCGGGCAGAAGUUCACGUCGUUCUCCGGAGAGAUGACGAUCCCGGCUCUGCCGAAAGCUGGGACAUACUACUUAUGGCCAGGCCUUCAACCGACCGAUAACAGCGGCGUGUACCAGAAUGUGCUUGACGGGAGAAGUGGAACGUGGUGGAUCGGAUCGGGAUGGUGCUGUUCGAACCCGAAUCUCCCAUGGGGAAGUGGUUUCAAUACCUACGCCAACGAAAAGGUCACAUUCAACAAUAAGCUAGACAGCAGCGGGUCGACAUGGACGUCAACUCUAACUCGUCAAUCUACGGGGCAAACAGUAACGGAUAGUUUUCCACUAGCCAGUAAAUCUUUCAACCAAGCGAUAUUUGCCAUUGAGCUCAACGGUGUUAAUUGGGACUUUGGCCCACUUGCGUUUUCGAAUGUUGUUAUUACGAGUACCGGGACAGAUUCGAGCUGGUGUAAUUCAAAGCCCGAAAAUUACAACGGAGCAACUGCAUAUUCCAUGAGUGGUCUAAGUGCAAGUGUGAGCGGCAACACGGUAGCCUGCAAAAUUAACUCUGUGAUUCUUCAGAAGCCCGCUUAACUACCUAGCUGGAACUUGAUAGUUGCAUGAGGGCACCAGGCAGCUAGAUACGCAGCACAAGGGUGCAUAAAAGUGCAUAAAGGUGCAUAAAGAGGUGCAGGUGGUCAGUGCGUUAGAAAGGGAGUUGCUGUGUGUGCAACGUCCAAGUAGAACAAUCCCUUGAUAGUGUAAAUUGUAAUUCUCCCGACAAACACG